This is a messenger RNA of Schistocerca cancellata (South American locust), 10922 nucleotides long. Its product is annotated as ATPase family AAA domain-containing protein 2-like. Gene Ontology annotation, molecular function: chromatin binding; histone binding; ATP binding. Gene Ontology annotation, biological process: positive regulation of transcription by RNA polymerase II. NCBI's taxonomy places the organism in Eukaryota, Metazoa, Arthropoda, Insecta, Orthoptera, Acrididae. Bases 382 to 4512 code for a protein of 1376 amino acids. Gene Ontology annotation, cellular component: nucleus. The record is from RefSeq and is a predicted model, not a curated record. The transcript has 24 exons.
UCCAAGACAUUUAGAUGCCAAUAUUGAAUUGUUUCAGAGGAGUAUUGAUCAUUACCAAUACGAAUUACCGCCAUUUCAUAACGUUCGGUUGUUGAAAGACUCACGUUGAGUUCGGAGGAUGUCCAUUGUCUGUUGAGGAAGUGAGUGCUGGUCCCAGUGUGUGAAAUGGUGAAUUUUCUUUGAAUUGCUGAAAGAAACACAAUAUUUUGUAAGUGGUAUUCGAAUCUAUGUUGCAAUUACUUGUUUUGUAGUUGCUUUUGUGGAAGUGAUUAUCGGCCAUUGAACCAUAUUUGUUUCACCAGAACUCAGAAUGUUAUUGGCGUUGAAGAAUUUUGUGGAUCGCUGUUACAACAGUUUAGUAAACAGAUACAGUCUCUGAAAAUGGUGAAAACUAGGAGUGGUGAUACAAGUCAGUAUUUGGAUACAGAGAUGCCAGUAAAAAAUUCUGUGGUGGUAAAAGAAGACGACGAUGGGAGUGAUAACAGUGACCAUGGAUCCAAUAAGGAUGAUUCCUACCCUCAACAGUCCCCUUGUUGGAGCCGAGAAUUACGAAAUCGCUUUGUUUUUAGUACUAAAGAUCGUACACGUAAUUCUGGAGACUGUAAUGUGCAUCCCAGAUAUGGAAAACAAGGAAUUCGUUCAAGGCGCCAUAUUAGAUGUGGAGCACCUCUGACUUUAAGUGAAAGAAAUUCAGUUUACAGAGAUGGUAUGGUUGAAGAUUUAGAUGACAGUGAUUCAUUUGAUCAUCCAGAAGAUGAUGACGAUGAUGAUGAUGAUGAUGACGACAUUUUUAGCCCUUGUCGCAAAAGAGUAAGGACUUGCCGCCAACGCCAGUCCUAUAGGACCCACCUUCGAAGUUCACGCACGUCUUCAAGAAGAGAGCAUAGGAGCAGUAGUAAAUUAAAUGGUCAUGACAGCAGGAUUGAAAAACAAGGUGAUGAUGCACAAGAAGCUGAAGGUGUCAGGCGCAGUACUAGACAACGAAAACUUCUUUAUGAUAACUUCAAUACGAGUUGGAUACUUGGAACUCAGACUCUGAGAGGCUACCCAAUGUUCUUGCCAGACAAAGAAGAAGUGGAGAAAGGCUGCACAGAGGGCAGUUCUCGUACACAGGAGCGGGUUGAAGAGGAGGAGGAAGAGGAGGGAGACACUAGCAAAGAGACGUGCAAGAAAAAGAGACAACCAUUGGUAGAAAUGCCUGCUGCUGUAGAUGAUAAUUUUGAAGAUAUGUACUCAAGAGUGAAACGGCCAAGGCGGUCAACUCGCAGAUUGAUGUAUCCUCAGCAGCAGCCUGCACCAAGAUCUCGCAAAAUUAAUGAAGAUAGUGAUGAUGCGAGUGACUCACAAAGCAGUCAGACUUCGUCAGACUCUGAAGAAGAAGUGGAAGUGCGGAGGGAAAAAUACCACCUUCGAAAGACAAAACCGACUGUGCAGAGGUUCCAGGUGAAUGUUGAUCCACCACGACGAUCGUCCCGAAUCUUCCGUACAGUUUUAUCGUCUGUCAGACGAAGACGACACCGCGAUGACAGUUCGUCGAGCAGCAGUGAAGAAGAAAGGUUUGACAGGAAAAAAGUGAAGGGCCACGGCAAAAGCAGGACACGUUGCCUUCCCAUAAACAUACAUACAAAUGAUCUUCCUGUGAGUAGUAGGCCACACGAAGCCAGCAAAAAACUCGCCGAUGUUAAUCCCGUCGUGUUAGAUACGAGCAUACGCUUUGAGGACGUUGGUGGCUUGGAAGAGCAUAUACGUUGUCUAAAAGAGAUGGUAGUUUUCCCAAUGUUAUACAAAGAAGUGUUUGAUCGCUUCAGUAUAAGGCCACCGAAAGGAGUUCUUUUCCACGGUGCUCCCGGGACAGGAAAAACCUUAAUCGCUCGGGCGCUUGCAAAUGAAUGUUGUCAAGGUGAUCGAAAAGUAUCAUUUUUCAUGCGUAAAGGAGCAGAUUGUCUUAAUAAGUGGGUAGGAGAAUCAGAAAGACAAUUGCGUCUUUUGUUUGAACAGGCAUAUGAGAUGCGUCCGUCCAUAAUCUUCUUUGAUGAAAUUGAUGGUUUGGCACCAGUUCGUUCUUCUAAACAAGAUCAGAUACACGCUAGUAUAGUGUCGACACUACUUGCCCUCAUGGAUGGCCUAGAUAACCGGGGUGAUGUUAUUGUCAUUGGUGCAACCAAUCGAAUUGAUGCAAUUGACCCUGCUUUGAGGCGGCCUGGUCGCUUUGAUCGGGAGCUCUACUUCCCUCUACCAGCUAAGAAGGAAAGGCAAGAAAUUUUGCGCAUCCAUGUCAGCCGUUGGCAGGAACCACCUCCACCAUCUUUAUUAGUUUCAAUGGCAGAACAGGCAGUUGGUUAUUGUGGCUCAGACUUACAAGCUCUGUGCUCUGAAGCUGUAAUCCAAAGCUUAAGGCGGAGAUAUCCCCAGAUUUACAAUUCGAGGCAAAAAUUGCUGGUUGAUCCCAAAGCAGUGAAGGUGGAUAAAUUAGAUUUUCUGCGAGCCAAAAAGUACAUAGUGCCUGCAGCACAUCGUGUUGCACCAUGUGUUGGACGAAAACUAUCACAGCUUGUUGAACCACUGCUGAAGGAUUUACUGGGUGAAGCGAUUGACAUUCUGAGACUGUCAUUUCCUCACAGCACAUCUCGGAAUGUUAUUGGCACUGGUGGCAUCCAUCGGCCUCAACUGCUACUUGUAGGGGAUUCUGCAGCACAUGGUCAGACAACCCAUCUUGGUCCAGCCUUGUUGCAUCACAUGGAACAUUUGCCAGUACACACACUUGAUCUGGCUAAGCUCUUCGGUGUGUCAGGAUGCACUCCAGAGGAGGCAUGUAUUCAGGUUUUCCAGGAAGCUCGCCGAAAUACUCCGUCCGUCAUAUAUGUACCUGGAAUAUCUCAGUGGUGGUCUCUUGUUGCUGAAACUCUGCAGGCUGUAUUUUUAUCAAAUUUGCGUUUGCUUAAUCCAAGCAUUCCAAUUUUAUUGCUUGCUACAUCAGAUGUACCAUAUAAAAAAUUUACCACAUCAGGUUUGUAUUAUUUAGUGAAGGAGUUAUUCAGUGACUAUCGUGGAGAAGUAAUUAAAGUUGGUAAACCAAACGCUGCCAAACGGAGAGCGUUCUUUGCACCCAUUUUUACUGUUGUUCCAUUAAGGCACCCAAAGCCUAGAAGAAAAGCAGCUGCCCCACUUCCUGAACUGCCAGUAGCACCGCCACCUGAACCACGUAAACUUUCAGAAGAAGAACAGAAGGCGCUAUAUGAGAAGGAGGAAGGCACAUUAAGGGAAUUGCGCAUAUUUCUGAGAGAGAUAUGUGCCAAACUUGCUCGUAACCGCCAGUUCUACAUGUUUACAAAACCAGUAGACAUAGAAGAAGUUCCUGACUACCUUGCUAUCAUCAAGCAACCUAUGGACUUGGAGACAAUGAUGACAAAAAUAGACCUACAUCGUUACUCCUGUGCUCAAGAUUUUCUAGAUGAUAUUGAUCUUCUUUGCAGGAAUGCUUUGGAAUACAACCCUGACAGGGAGCCUGCUGACAAACUUAUAAGACAUCGUGCUUGUUCACUUAGAGAUACUGCGUAUACAUUGAUAAAAGCCCAAAUGGAUUCGGAUUUUGAGGAGCAGUGUAAAGUUAUAGCAAAAGCGAGAAGAGAGAGGGCAGAAUCUCCAUCACGAUUUGCACCUGAGUUUGUGCUCACCACAAAUGAACAAACUUCAAGUAAAGAAAAUAGCCCAAAAUUAGCAAGUACACCAGUUAAAGACUCAACGACUUCUACCGAUACAAGUGGAGGAAAUGGUUCAAAUGAAAUAACAGGUUUCCCCAAGAGUCAUUGGAAGUUCAACAGUGAUUCGUGCCUUUCAAAAAAGCGUCGUCGAUCUGCUUGGUCAAGGGGCCUACUGAGACAUAGCUCUGGCAAAAAGAAGAAGCAUUGUGUUCGUCAUGUGCUGUCUUUGAGUCCAAAUGCUGGAAACAAUAAUUCUAAUUCAGCAUCCACGAAACUGGAUGCUGAUAAUAUUGCGAAAGAAAGAGUAAUCAAUGGUCCAUUGAAUAUUAAGGUUGAAGGAGGCAAAAAAAUAAAUGGAGAAAAUGAACCACUUCACUUGGAGGGGAAAAGGAAAUCAAAAGAUGAUUUAGAUUGUGCCUCAGUAACAAAAUUAGCAGAGUCAGCUAUAUAUAGUGUCUGUCAGACCAACAUGGAUGCACAUGCCGAUGAGACAUUGAUCAACUACGAUAAUGGGAGUCAAGAUGAUGCAGAUGCAGGCCAUGAAUUGGAUAUUUCUGCUGAUCAGGAGCAGUUGAAUGACACAGUAUGUGAGAGGAAUCCUUUGACAUUGGACAAGGAUAGAUUAGAAUCAUUACUACAUAAAGCAGUACUAAUAACUGAGCAUUGUGCUGCAGAAACAUUGCUCGAGCUGUAUGCUCAACUGCGGAAAUGUGUAUUGAAAUAUAGCAAUCAAUGGGACAGAAGACAGCUACCUCAGGAUUUGGAUGUGGAGCUUAGGAGAUUUCAAGAACAUUACUCCCAAUUACUGUAACUGCCAGUUGGUAUGCUCAAACAUAUUUUGUAUGAAAUAGAAGUUAUAGAUACAAUACAUAAUGCUGUUAUUUUUGACUUCCAUUCAUAUGUUUGCUCAUAUUAUAUUUGGAUAACAAAAAAUCAUACAUUUUGGUAAUGUCGUUGUAUAUGUUCUGUAAUUUAUUGACUUCCAUAAGUGGUUUGGUUGUUGUAAAUUAGUAUGCCAUAAUAAGCAUUGUAAAUAAGGUACCGUGUGUGUGUGUGUGUGUGUGUGUGUGUGUGUGUGUGUGUGUGUGUGUGUGUGUGUGUGUGAGAGAGAGAGAGAGAGAGAGAGAGAGAGAGAGAGAGAGAGAGAGAGUGAGUGAGUGAGUGCUCACUCCCACAAGAGUGGGUUAUAUAUAUGUGAGAGAAAGAUGUCAUUGUUUGUGCUAACAGAUGCUGGACACUUCCAGAGUUUUUUGUUAAUACUGAGUAAGACAACAGUGUUCAAUAAUUUAUUUUUAUUAAAUAUGCACUAAAUUUUGUAGACUUCAGUGUAACAGGGUUUCCCAAAUAAUAAAGCACCGCCAGUUGUUGAAUCUCAGGGAAAAUGACUGCCAGAAUUGUAGAUAAGUUAAAUGUUACAGUGUUCACCAUGUAAUGUGAUUUUAAAAUAGGUACACUUCAUUGGUCUAGUUGUAUAAAUGACAGGCCCCUUUUAAUGACAGGUUUAUGUUUCAGUUGUGCUAACAGCAAAAAAAGAGGAAAAAUGUACACAUUCUUAAUUAUUUUUAUUCACAAGUAGUAGUUAUUGUUCUUUGUAUACAAACCAGUCUGGCAGUAAAUUAAACUGCUUUCCUGAUUGCCUCUGUUCAAAAUUGAUUUUAAUGCUUGCUUCAAAUUUAAUAGAAGUUACCUGUUAUCUUUCUUCUAUUGUGCACACUUUAUGAAACUUAAUUUUGUCCACUCUUUGUGCUGAUUCACUUAAUUUUGUCCACUCUUUGUGCUGAUUCUUUAACACAUUUUACAUUUGUCUCCAACACCAAAUGAUAAGAAAACACUUGCAAUACAGGCAAUAAAUAAGAUAAACUAAAAUUUAUUAUUUUCACAAAUGUUGUUAUUAUGACCUAGAUGUGUUAUUUGUAGGUUCAUUCUCUUGAGUACUUCUACUUUUAUUGUUUAUAUUACUGUGAAGGGUAGUUGCCUUGUGUUUUGUGAUUUUUAAGAGUACUUAGGCAGUGCUCAGAACAAGACUGUAAGUAUCUAAUUUCUCAGUGGGGAGUAUGACACAUGGAAAACUACACAUGCGUUUUUAAUAUUGACUGUGGAAGAAUUAUUAAAAAUGAACAUUAAGAACAUUUAUACUAGAAGUAGAAAAGUUAAGGGAAGAAAAAUUAUGUUGCUGUUUGGGCAGAUGAUUUUCAUGUAACGACUGCCAGCUAAAACUACUGUGAUGAGGCAGUGACUAAUAGUAUUUGCAUUAAUAAAAAUGGUAGUUGUUGUUGUUCUCGUGUGGACAGGACAACAGAAGAUACAUCAGUUGCAGUAUUCAAAACUGUCCCGUUUAAAUAUUAAAUUAAGUAGUUAAAUACCAAAUGGCUGUAUAGUGUCAAAUUUUAUUUGCCCUCUACAUGUGCAAACAUUUUUGCUCUCCUGAGACUCUCUAGUGAAAGAUGUUUUGAGAAAGUUGUAAAGGUAAACAUUAAAUAAAUAACACAACCAAAGCUCACAUUUCAUACAAGAAAGAAUGUGCUACAGUGUGAUUUGAGGAAAAUCGUGUGGGACCGUUCCCUGUAGUUAAGUUUGCUCGUCUUGUAUAAUUAUCACUGUAAUUGCAGUGCACAUGUGUCAAGAAGUUUACUGUGCAGGAACACAAGUCUUCAGGUUUACAUAACUGAACUGUAGUCAUAGAAUAUUCAAAGAACUGUUCAAAGAAACUGCUGGCUAAUCAUUUUCUGAUGUGGGGGACCACAUCACUUCUGUUUUAAUCGUGUAGGUUAUUUAUUUUAAUGUACAAAAAAUGACAUUUAUAAAAUAAUCAUGAAGAUCUUGGAUGAACAUUUCACUGAAGUAUAUCCUAGUGUAAAAUGUUCUGAAAACUUAAAACUGUGCCAAAAUGGAAAACUGUUCACUGCUGUAUAAGAAAAUAUUAAUUGUAGAAAUAAUCCUAAAAGUUUUGUUCAGCCAUUCUCCACAAUGUAUUGGCCUACAGGAGUGCUAGUAGAGUUAAGUGAGCAAGUGAACAUUGAGGAAUGUGGUACCAGCUGAUUGGAGCUCUAAAGUUAAUCUUUAAUCAGGCCUAGAUAGCUUAAUUGUAAAAAGCAUUGCCCGUGAAAAACAAUAGUAUGAGGUUUGGUCAACCACGCUGUUUGUCUGUGAAGCAUACUGAACGAAACAUAGAAAAGCAUAUGAAACAGGAGACAUAGAACAAAAUAACAUUAUCAUUUUAUCACAAAUUCCAGCUGAUAUGUUGGAAGAUCUGUUUCCUUCGGAUGUGAGAAAAAAUAACAUUCAUUUUUAAUACAUACACUCAAGUACUGGAAAGAGAGGCAAGCUUCAUCAGAACAACUACCACUCAAACUGAAGUGACGACAAUAGGAUAUAGAGCAUAAUCAAAACAGUGUGCUAAGCAGGCUCAAUUCUAUUCUUUCCACAUAUUCAUGUAAAUGAAAAUAUCGACCAGUACGUAAACACAGUAUAUUAAAUUUGAGUCCACCAGUUAUUCUGUAAUAGAAUACAGGGAAAAAACUAAGCAGCCUUCAGACAGUUAAAAUGUAACACAUUGGAAAAACUCGUUAAGAUGCACAAUUUAUUUGGUAUUCCCAUACACCACCUCCAUGUGCUCUAAAAUUCUGGUAUCAUCUGUGGCCCCGCACUCCCACAACAUAAGUGGUUUUAUGUAUAGUUUUUCAGAUGUUGCUACCAGUAGAAACAAAAAAGUAAUUCUUAAUGUUUUGCUUUUUGUGUGGUGCCCUGAAGAAAAGUAAGUCCAUUUAAAUUAUUAUAAUUAUAUUAAGCAUCAAUUUAGGAUUUGCAGGAAGUGAAUAGGACUCUGUGCCUGUUAUCGGGACGCUGAAAGAGUAUAUUACACACACUUCAGCAUUUCCGUGGUAGAUAAUCACCAGUUUACAUGAGUGUGUCUCAUGAGGCUAUACAGAGCAGUAUUUAUAUAUGUGGCAAGCAAUUUGAAUCUGUAUUUGAGUGUGAGCAUUUCAUCUUCCACUUGCCUGAAACUGGCUGAGAGCUAAUAAACAAACAUUUGGCAAAAAACGACAUAUAGGCUUUGAAUACUGCAAUUUUUUCAUAAACUGCUGUGAUUGAUUUUGUGGUAAAAGAACAGCUUACAUUGUUAUAAGCAGAUUUCUUUUAACCAAUGUAUAUAAAUGUAUCUUAAUCUGUGAAUGAAUUAUUGUUUCUGCAAAAUGUAGGAACAGGGUUCAAAUGUCAGUUACACUGUAUUUGGAUAACUAUUUUGGACAGAACGCUUUAUACACAUUUUUCAUGUAAAACAUACAGUCAACUAAUUGGGAAACCCUGGGAAUUAUAACCCCAUCAUAAUUGUAAUUAUAUGUGAUGUUUUCUGAAAGUGUAUGUGAUGGUUGUGUAAAUGUAAAAAUGUGAAAGAUAACUCUAGUGUUAAGAUAUUGAGAAGCACCAAGAGUUCAUUUAUGUCAGAUAUUAUAGCAAUAUUUACCUUACUUUAUGUACGAAAGAAUACUGUGCAACCAGUCUUUCUGUAGCCUUACUUGUUGCCUUUGAAUGUGUUUGAACUCACUUUGUGGCAUGGAGAAUGGACAUGGAAAUUAUUAGUGGAUGAAGACAUGUGCCUUUGUAUGAUAAAUUUGUUAUUACUUUCAGUUAAAUAUGUUGUUACCAUAUCUUGCAAGUGUGUGAAGAACUGUAAAAGUAUCACUCUACAAUUUGUUCUAAGUCACAGAGACCAGUACUUGGUAAGUUGGAUUAGAGAGCACUUAAAUUAACAAAACUUAAAUCAACUGACUACCUAUGUUUCAAGAUCGAUUUGUUUUCCUCGGAGUGGUUUAUAUUGACAAUUGUAGACAGACAUAUUGCAGUUUAGCACUUUUUUAUGACCAAUAAAACUUACAAAAAUUGUUUUGGAGACUGAAGACGUUAUUUUUAAACCAUCGAUGUUAUGAAUAUAAUAGUAACUAUUCCUCAGUCACAAUUACGUUAGUUGUUUGAUCACUAUUUUUGAGAUGAAGCAGCAAAAGAAAUUAAAUAUUGCUUAGUUCAUUGUGCCUACAGUAAUCUAUGUGUUGCGUAAUAUGAGGAGGAGGUUAAUCACAUAUUUCUCUCUUCCAAGUAUCCUCUAAUUAGGCUGUUUCCAGGGUGCCUCUUUCCUCCUCCUCCUCCUCCUCCUCUCCCCUAAAUCUCUCUCUCUCUCUCUCUCUCUCUCUCUCUCUCUCUCUCUCUCUCUCUCUCUCUCUUUUUCAUGGAAAAAGUAACUGAAGUCAAUACACUUGGCUUAUUUUAGAAGUAUUUUUGUCUUUCACACCCACGAAUGACUUUGUUAUACUUCUGAAAGAAAAAUCUCAAGGCUUUUUUAGAAAUAAAAUGGGGGAAGGAGGUAUGAGGUAUUUCGUGUAGAAAACUAAUUAUUUAGGGAAAAUUGAUGAAACACAAGUUACUUUGUUUUAUGAUUGCAGGCAUGUGAUUCUGAAUUUAUAGCUUCCAUGCCAAAUAUUUCCAAACAAGGCUUUUUGUUGACUAGCCCAUUUUUUUUCUCAAUUUUCUGCUUAUUUUGAUAGUGUUAUAAUUACUAGUAGAAAAUUGACAAGAAAUUUUACAAUUUAUCACUCAUCUCUGUACUGUCUGCUAUUCUUCAAUAGAUGAUUCACAUUAUCAAUAAGUAGGUGACUAAUAUUGAUUGUAUAAUUAACAUUAUGAAAGACUGAAAGUUGAUUUAGAAAGCUACUGGAUUUUUACACCAAAUUGGUAUUAAGUUAUUCAGUUCUUCCUUUGAGAAUGUUCAAGAGAAAGGUAACACAAUCAACAAAUACGUUUGCAUUUGAGAUAAAUCAAUAGUGUAUUGGUUUAUUUAUAACAUGUACCUGUUUACUCACUGUGUUCUGCUGUGAUUGAUCCUUCACUAUUUCAAUAAUGUCUAAAUAAUCCAUGCUGCAUUACAUGAUCUCUUAAUUAGGGUAAGCAGUUAAUUUUAAAAAUGUAUAAAAUAAAAAUGAAGACAUGUAGUACUAUUAAGACUUGAAUAACUGUAUGAUUUAUGCCAAAAAAACGAGGUGUGAUAAAAUGUAAAGUAUAUAUUUAUGUAUUAAAACAAAGUUCAUUUAUAAUUUAGUAUAGUUCAGAAUUGUUAAUUGAUCGUAGAUUAGACUUGCAAUUUUUCUUGUCAGUGAAUUUUGCUUCAAGCAAUGAUCUUCAUUCCAUGCAUCUUAACAAAUUCCAGAAUUAAAUAUUUAUCAUGCAAAUAAAAAUACUGCAGUAAUAGUUUGGAUUGGAUCACAAACUUGUAAUGUCAUUCGGUAAUUGACUAGCACAUCUUGUUUACAUUUCGCAGAAGAAAAGUGAUAAAAACCAUACGCAUGUAAUAAUUUAUUUUUCUCAUUCAUGCCAGUAUUACUGGUCUCCAAGAUUCAUAGAUGGGCUGGAUUCUGCAGAGAAAUUGUAUUUAUAGACUUUUAGAAAUCUUGUUGCCUACCUAAUACAAGUGAAGAAAUGUUUAAAAGAAAAGGAGACAUACAAAUUGCAACAUUUAUCUUAAAUGUGAUUUGUAAACUAUUUCAUAACAAGAACAUACUGCCAUUUAUUUCUUCUCAAAAUCAUAUCACUGCCAUUCUCACCAAGUAAAGCAUUUUUAAGCUGUUCAAUUUGAAUUAUCUAACUGCAAAUGAGACUGUGAAUUAAUAUCUACAUAUGUAUAUAUAAAAUAUAUGUAUACAUGACUAAGCCUAUUUUACAAGGCUGAAAAUAACUGCCGUUUUAUUAAACAUAUAUUUAUUUGCCUUUGAAUGUCUAAUGGAAGGCAACAUGGGGAUCACAAAAAGUUAUUCACUCUUCUGGAAGUUAUUUGUUACUUGUCAUGAGGUUGCAAACCAGGCAUGAUAUUUAAACAUGCCUCAAAUGACAAAUUUCAAUAACUAUAGUAUGUUUUUCACAAGUUAUUUCACUAGCAUUCAUUUGAAAUGUAACUGUUGAAGAAAAAAAGUUCCACUAAAAUUGUUGCAAAAUAUUUACAUUGCCUACAAACACUGUUCUACAUACUAGCCAGUUGCCUUCCUGCAGUCCUUCAUAACAUGAUUGCUGUAGGCUUUAUACUAUAUUUAUGAAAAUGUUUGCUGAUUUUUUUUGUAGGGUUUAAUAUUUUUGUCAGAGUUGCUAGUUUUUGGGAUAUUAAACAUUUGUCUAAUAAAAACAAAUAAUGUAAUUUGCCUCAGUUUGUGUUGUUAAUUAAAUUUAAUGUGAAAGGAA